Molecule: messenger RNA, 2284 nt
Organism: Gasterosteus aculeatus aculeatus (three-spined stickleback)
Lineage: Eukaryota; Metazoa; Chordata; Actinopteri; Perciformes; Gasterosteidae
Source: RefSeq, a predicted model, not a curated record
UCUGCGUAUCUACUGUUAUAAACGAGCCUUUAGUUGUCUCCAGAAAACCUUUACACAUUGUCCCACCGAGAGGCUCUUGUAGAACGGUGGAGAUAUUUAUUCCUGCGUCGUCUUCACUGCUCCUCAGACUGAAAAUACCGUCUGUGGCCUUGAUGUGAACGAGAAUGGAUUCAGCAAACAACCUGAAUCCAUCAAACAUUGAAGGAGGCGUUUCCCCCCACAAGCAUUCGUUGUGUCAGUGACGAGAUGGCGACGCGCCCGUACACGCAAGAGGAGCCCCUUUGUCCCAGAUCCCGCCCACAGCCCGCGGGUAACACGUGGGGAGAGUCGGUCAGGGGGGCAAAGUCUUCCCUCAGCAACAGAGACCACACAGAGGCACAAGUUUUCCUGCUAUUCCAGAGAUGUCUGAGAAGAAAGCCGUGCUGUUCAACUUCUGGGGAGUGGUGGCCUCGUCCAGACCUCGUGCACUCCUGCAGGAGCUGGAGGAGCUGCACCAGCUGCCGGGAGGCUUCCUGUCCGAAGUGGCGUCCCGGAUGGACGGCGCCAUGAGCCGGGCGGAGAGGGGCCAGGUGACCUUUUCUCAGAUGAUCCCAGCCUUCGAGGCGGAGUGUGCGGAGGAGGCCGGGGUCAGAGGUGUGACGCUGCCCUCUGAUUGGUCAGCUAGAGGCCUGCUGGAGGAUCUCAGAGAGGCCAUGAUGGACGUCCAACCGGCCGUGAUGAAGACAGCUGUCCGCCUGCGUCACAGUGGGUUACUGACGGCGGUCCUGGCCAAUCACUGGCUGGAUGACGUCGCCGCUGGAGGCGGUCCGGCCCGCCUCCUGUCUCUGCUCGGCGCCCACUUUGACCUGGUCCUCCAGUCCUGUCGCUCAGGCCACAGGGUCCCAGAGCCUGCCAUGUUCCGCUCCGCGCUGCAGCAGCUGGGAGUGACGUCACAACAGGCCCUGUGGAUGGAUGCGGACGAGGAAGGCGUGAAGGCCGCGGAGGGAGUCGGGAUGACCGCCGUCUUGGUGGAAGACCUGGACGAGGCUUUGAAGAAACUGGCCAACUUCACCGGAGUUCAGGCUGUUGGAGCAGAGACUCCGCCCCCCCCCUGCAGCCCUGAUGACGUGGCACAUGGAUACGUCACCAUCAGGCCCGGAGUGAGGACUCACUACGUGGAGAUGGGCUCGGGUCCACCGGUGGUUCUGUGUCACGGCUUCCCUGAGAGCUGGUACUCCUGGAGGUACCAGAUCCCGGCCGUGGCUGCAGCAGGGUUCAGGGUGCUGGCUCUGGACAUGAAGGGAUACGGAGGCUCCACGGCGCCACCUGACAUCGAGGAGUAUUCUCAGCAGCAGCUCUGCAAGGAUUUAAUCAUAUUUCUGGAUAAAAUGGCGAUACCUCAGGUCACCCUGGUGGGUCACGACUGGGGCGGCGUCCUGGUGUGGACCAUGGCUCAGUAUUUCCCUGAGAGAGUCAGGGCUGCAGCCUCUCUGAACACUCCUCUGUUCCCCGCGGAUCCGUCUGUGAGUCCUGCAGAGAAGCUGAAGGCGAUUCCCAUCUUUGACUACCAGCUGUACUUCCAGAAGCCCGUGAGUGUACUUCUACUGCCUUCUACUGCUCUGCACCUCAGAGGUACUUCUACUGCACUGCACCUCAGAGGUACUUCUACUGCACUGCACCUCAGAGGUACUUCUACUGCAAUACACCUCAGAGGUACUUCUACUGCAAUACACCUCAGAGGUACUUCUACUGCACUGCACCUCAGAGGUACUUCUACUGCACUACACCUCAGAGGUACUUCUACUGCACUACACCUCAGAGGUACUUCUACUGCACUACACCUCAGAGGUACUUCUACUGCACUGCACCUCAGAGGUACUUCUACUGCACUGCACCUCAGAGGUACUUCUACUGCACUACACAUCAGAGGUACUUCUACUGCACUACACAUCAGAGGUACUUCUACUGCACUGCACCUCAGAGGUACUUCUACUGCACUACACCUCAGAGGUACUUCUGCUGCACUGCACCUCAGAGGUACUUCUGCUGCACUACACCUCAGAGGUACUUCUACUGCACUACACCUCAGAGGUACUUGUGGAGGUACUUCUACUGCCUUCUACUGCACUAGACCUCAGAGGUACUUCUACUGCACUGCACCUCAGAGGUACUUCUACUGCACUACACCUCAGAGGUACUUCUACUGCACUACACCUCAGAGGUACUUCUACUGCACUACACCUCAGAGUACUUGGUAGUGGCUGUCUAGUGUCCUGCGCUUCAGAGGUACUUGUAGUACUUUGUG